This is a messenger RNA of Miscanthus lutarioriparius, 1800 nucleotides long. The record is from the annotation of a GenBank genome assembly. NCBI's taxonomy places the organism in Eukaryota, Viridiplantae, Streptophyta, Magnoliopsida, Poales, Poaceae.
AUGGAUUUCAUGAAGGUUUUCGAUCAGACUGUGCGCGAGAUAAAGAGGGAGGUCAAUCUGAAGGUGCUCAAGGUCCCCGAGAUCGAGCAGAAGGUACUUGAUGCAACAAGUGAUGAACCGUGGGGCCCUCAUGGAAGUGCUCUUUCAGAGCUUGCACACGCUACCAAGAAGUUCGCUGAGUGCCAGAUGGUAAUGAAUGUCCUAUGGACUAGACUGUCUGAGAGAGGCGCGAAUUGGCGUCAUGUGUAUAAGGCAUUGACAAUUAUUGAGUACUUGAUAGCCAAUGGUUCUGAGAGGGCAGUUGAUGACAUUCUUGAUCAUUAUUCUAAGAUCUCGGUCCUUUCGAGUUUUGAGUAUGUUGAGCCUAAUGGUAAAGAUGCUGGAAUAAAUGUGAGGAAAAAAGUAGAAACUAUUGUGGGCAUCAUAAAUGACAAGGAGAGAAUAAAGGCCGUGAGAGACAAAGCAGCCAGUAAUCGUGAUAAGUACGUUGGACUAUCAUCCACAGGCAUAACAUAUAAAUCGAGCUCAGCCUCAUUUGGUAGCAACUACAGUUCAGGCGAACGUUAUGGGAGUUUCAGUGGUAAAAAGGAAGCUGACUCAUACGGUGACAGUUACAGGGACAAAGAACCUGUUAAAACCUCCACAAGUAAUAGUGGCGGACGGAAAUCUGGCAGCAAGCUGAAGAAGGAUGCGAAGCCUGAUAGGAGGAAUGAGGAUUAUAGUUCACCCAGCUCUUUGAACCCCCCAUCUAAUACAAAUAACACUGAGGACGACUUUGAUGACUUCGAUCCUCGCGGAUCAAAUGGCAAAGCAACUGCUAAACUAAAUGAGGUGGAUCUGUUUGGCCCAAACUUGAUGGAUGAUUUUAUUGAUACAUCUGCAGCAACUCCAGCAACAGAGAGUGCUGUAGAGCCACAGGUCGAUCUGUUUGCUGAUGCAGAUUUCCAAUCGGCAACAGAGACAGCUGCAAAUACAGAUGUCCAGGGCAAUGUUGACCUUUUUGUGGAAAAGACAUCUUUUCCUGCAGCAUUUCCACCACAGGCUGGGUUUAUUCCACCACCUAGUGCCGGGACAUCUUCUGAAGUAAAUACUUCUGUAUCCAAGAAGGCGGCUCCUGAGCCUUUUGAUCCUUUUGGUGCUAUUCCUUUGAACAGUUUUGAUGGAUCUGACCCAUUUGGUGGCUUCAGCUCAAAUGCUGGAUCAUCUACCGCAGCACCACCCACACACAGUUCUACUGGAAAUAUCAGCACAUCAAACCAGAACCUUCAAGCUGCAUCCGACUUUGGUGCCUUUGUAUCAAGCAAUGAGGGAGCAGCUAAAGACCCAUUCGAUCUUUCUUCAAGUGCCAAUGUCGGGAAAACACCUUUGGCAGCUCCCAAGAUUGACGCAUCUGAUUUUGGUGCAUUUGUAUCUAGCACUGAGGAAGCAGCCAAGGACCCUUUCGAUCUUUCUUCGGGUAGCAACCUUGGAAGGACAGACCAAGCACCUGCGGCAGCUUCCAAGCCUAACACAGCUUCCAAGCCUAACACGAAGAAAGAAAAUUUUCAGGUCAAGUCUGGCAUAUGGGCAGACUCUUUGAGCCGAGGAUUGAUUGAUCUGAACAUAACUGCACCGAAGAAGGUGAACCUAGCUGAUAUUGGCAUCGUCGGUGGCCUUGGUGAUGGGUCCGAUGAGAAGGCCAUGCCCUCUUGGACCAUGGGCACCGGAUCUGGCCUAGGAAUGUCUGGUAUUCCACCAACACAAGCUGGUGGCAUCGAGAGCUUAGCCAACUACAACAAGCAUCAAUUUGGCUUCAAAUAA